GUUAACUGCACAAUGGUUUAGGUGAGCGAAAAAAGGCAAUAGGCACGCGCUCCAUUCUUCUGUCUUGGUUGCACCGUCGGUCGGUAGUUUGAUUUUGAAGCGAAUUAAAUACAAGUAUUUCAACGAUUCUGUGUUGUUAUACAGUAAGAUGCAAGGCAGCCGAGGACCCCGACCAGACCAGCAGAACCAUGGUCCAAGGAGACAACCACAGCAGCCACCACAACCCCCACUUCAGCAUCAAAAGCCAGGAGCCAAUCUAAACAGCAACGGGCAGCACGCUGCCAGCAGCGAGAAACAAAAUCCAGAUCAGGAGUUGACUAUUGAUCUGCAGAACUUCAGGAAGCCCGGGGAGAAGAUGUAUACACAGAGGAGUCGUCUGUUUGUUGGUAACCUGCCAUCGGGUGUGACUGAGGAAGAUGUUGAGAAACUGUUCUCAAAGUAUGGGAAACCUUCUGAGAUCUUCAUCAACAAAGAAAGGAGCUUUGGAUUUAUAAGACUGGAAACCAGAACCUUGGCAGAGAUUGCUAAAGCAGAGCUUGAUGACACCCCUUUCAGAGGCAGACAGCUGCGUGUCCGCUUCGCAACCCACGGAGCUGCCCUUACCGUUAAGAACCUACCUCAGUUUGUAUCCAACGAGCUGCUGGAAGAGGCUUUCUCUCUCUUUGGCCAAUUGGAAAGGGCCAUUGUAAUAGUUGAUGACCGAGGGAGACCCACUGGAAAAGGCAUUGUUGAAUUUACAGCAAAGCCUGCAGCACGAAAAGCACUGGAGAGGUGUGCUGAUGGAGCAUUCUUGUUGACGGCUUUUCCCAGACCGGUGACAGUAGAACCCAUGGACCAGUAUGAUGAAGAUGAGGGCCUGCCUGAAAAAAUAGUUAAUAAAAACCAACAGUUUCACAAGGAGCGUGAACAGCCGCCCAGAUUUGCUCAGCCUGGAUCAUUCGAAUAUGAGUAUGCCAUGAGAUGGAAAGCUCUGAUUGAUAUGGAGAAGCAGCAAUAUGAACAAGUGGAUAGAAACAUCAAAGAUGCAAAAGAGAAGCUGGAGGCAGAAAUGGAGGCUGCACGCCAUGAGCACCAGGUCAUGAUGAUGAGGCAAGAUUUAUUAAGGCGUCAAGAAGAACUGAGGAGAAUGGAAGAGCUUCACAACCAGGAACUGCAGAAACGCAAGCAGAUGGAGCUGAGGCAGGAGGAGGAGCGCCGGAGACGCGAGGAAGACGUGAGAAUGCAGCAGGAAGAGCUUAUUAGGAGACAGCAAGAAGGCUUCAAGGGAAACUUUAGUGAGAGUAGAGAACAGGAGAUGAGAAUGACCAUGGCAGGACAAGGAAUGGGAAUGACCAGAAAUUCAAUGGGUGGUAACCCUAUGCCUGCUGGACCUGUUGCCAUUCAGACUGAAGGAGGAUCAAUAAUGCACAAUGAUCGCUUUUCUAUGGGAGGUCCAAUGGAAGCACAAGGAAACGCCAUGCCUGGUGCUGGUCCGGGAGGAUUUCCCAGAGGACCCCAAGGGGCUGACUUUGGCCCAAACAAACGUCGCCGAUAUUGAAACCUUGUCCACAUCUUACUGUAAGGAGUUGCCCAUUUAGACUGCCACAGGUAUUUGGGUUUUUGUGUUUAAUGGAUGGAACCUACUGUGCAGCAGUCUGAGCAUUUGUGAACUUUUCUAAAAUGUCUGUCUUUUUAAGGAUUUUUUUUUUUUUUUUUUUUAAUGGUAGGUAAGCUUUGAAAACUUUAAUUGGGUUUUACUCUGGUGCUAUCUUUCUAUUUGGAAGUAUAUAACUAGGAGACAUACGAGCAGAUACAUAUUUAUAUACCCAGAGUAGUCUACUUCACAGGUAAUGCCGCUUGGACCACAAUCUAAUUCACUUUGAGGUUUUUUUUUUUUUUUGUUUUUGUUUUAAGAACCCUUUUUUAUAUGUUUUAAAUUUGUUCCGAGUGCACAAUGUGUGUUUUUUUUUUUUUUGGUAAAGAAACAAAUCAAGUGUAAGAAUAGUUUAGGUCAACAGAUACUUAUUCAGAAGUAACAUUUUCCCAUUUGUUGUACUCUGCCAUUCAGAAGUCUGCAAAAAAAAUACCUGCUGUUCAUUGCGUCUUGAAAUAAUAAACUGUUUAAACACGUGA
Acipenser ruthenus (sterlet) is the source of this 2112-nucleotide messenger RNA. RefSeq names its product non-POU domain-containing octamer-binding protein-like. The record is from RefSeq and is a predicted model, not a curated record. Gene Ontology annotation, cellular component: nucleus. Gene Ontology annotation, biological process: regulation of DNA-templated transcription. The coding region runs from base 149 to 1537 and encodes 462 amino acids. The transcript has 10 exons. Lineage: Eukaryota; Metazoa; Chordata; Actinopteri; Acipenseriformes; Acipenseridae. Gene Ontology annotation, molecular function: RNA binding.